Molecule: messenger RNA, 456 nt
Organism: Iphiclides podalirius (scarce swallowtail)
Lineage: Eukaryota; Metazoa; Arthropoda; Insecta; Lepidoptera; Papilionidae
Source: the annotation of a GenBank genome assembly
AUGCGCCCGACAUCUAAUUGGCGCCGCGGCGCGCGGACCACCGACGCUCACGUUUUUCCUGGUACGCGCCUAGCCGCUAAGGGCGCUCGGGUCCAAGGCUGGGAUGUUGAACCUAUAGCCGCGCAGGACAGUCGCCUCCACUCAUUGUUGGCUGGAGAUGUCGCGUCGAUCUUUAUUACGCGACUGUCCGCGACUGCUGUUCCCUACUCCUCGGCCCUUAUUUGCGCUUGGCAAACGCCGAUAAGCGGUGAACGGGCGGCUUGUGCUUCCCACAUCUGCCGCGGCCUUGGCUCCCGGGCCCUAAUCAGUCGCCCCUCACCUGGGCCUAUCGGGUGUUCCGGUGUCGAUAAGCUUAUCGAUUCGGAGUAUCGCCACGUGGGUCGCCCCGCUAACGAGAUUAGCGACCGGUCCGGAUUGAUUCAGACGCCCGAAUCUAUUCUACGUCGCGACUCCGAA